AUGUCUGAACGGGACAAUCUCACCACCCGCGUCCUCCCCGAGAUGGUCCUUUCCACCGGGGACAACCCGCUGACACGCCCACUCGACCAGGCGCAAGGUCUCACUCCCGUCCAGCGUGCUGCAUCGCGUUUCGCUGUCAAUGGGAACGCCAUCAUCACCGGUGGCCUGGGGAACAUAGCGCUUGUCUGUGCGCGCGCUCUGCUGGAGCAUGGCCUCUCUGGCCUUGCGCUGCUGGACCUUCAGGGCACGAUCAAAUCCCCCGCAGCGUCCGCUGCGUUCGACUCACUCCAACGAGACUUCCCCGAUGUCAAGAUCCACGCCAUCCCCGUGGACGUUUCGAACGCGGACAGCGUCAGCAAGGCAGUCGACGAGGCUGCCGAGGAGAUGGGCAGCAUUAACAUCUGCAUUUGCUUUGCGGGCAUCGUUAGCUGCGUGCAUGCCACGGACCUGACGCCGGAUGACUGGAGCAAGACCUUGCAGGUCAACACGAGCGGGAGCUUUUUCGUCAGCCAGGCGGCGGCAAAGCAAAUGAUAGCGCAGCAAUCAGGAGGCGCGAUCCUCCUCACUGCGUCAAUCUCAGCACACGCCGUGAACUUCCCCCAGCCUCAGGUUGCCUACAACGCAUCUAAAGGCGCACUGCUGCAGCUCUCGCGCUCACUCUCUGCCGAAUGGGCUAGAUACGGCAUCCGAGUGAACACGAUCUCUCCGGGAUAUAUAGAUACCAUCCUCAACCAUGGGGAAGGCCUCGCACACGCGCGUUCCAUCUGGAACUCCAGGAACCCUACCGGAAGGAUGGGCUCACCAGAGGAGCUCACUGGUGCCGUGGUCCUGUUCUGCAGCUCGGCUGGGUGCUGGAUAAGCGGAAGCGAUCUGAUAGUAGAUGGCGGAGGCCAUGUAUUCUGA
Molecule: messenger RNA, 903 nt
Organism: Coniophora puteana RWD-64-598 SS2
Lineage: Eukaryota; Fungi; Basidiomycota; Agaricomycetes; Boletales; Coniophoraceae
Product: 2-deoxy-D-gluconate 3-dehydrogenase
Exons: 4
Coding region: 1-903 (300 amino acids)
Molecular function (GO): oxidoreductase activity, acting on the CH-OH group of donors, NAD or NADP as acceptor
Source: RefSeq, a predicted model, not a curated record